CUCUUCUUCUUCCUUCCUUACCUUCCAUAACUUAUCUUAUAAAAGCUAGCUUCACAUGUCUUCUCUUUGCUUCCUCUAUCAGCUUCUUAGGGAAUUAAAGGGUUUCACCCACAUUAAUGGCUUUGCCUUGUGACUUUCUAUCCAUUCCCAAAACUUUCAUCUCCAUCUUCAUCUUCAUCGUUUUUAUGGGUGCUAGGGUUAUGGAGAGUACAAGGUCAUUCACCAUUGUAAAUUCAUGCAAGGAUACAAUAUGGCCAGCCAUUACUCCCGGAGGAAACAUGAGUGGUGGUGGAUUUUCCUUGAAGGGUGGCGAAUCCGUGGUCUACACGAUACCCGACUCAUGGACCGGUCGGAUAUGGGCACGAACAGGCUGCGACUUCGAUAAGGACGGGAACGGGAAGUGUCGGACCGGUGGUUGCGGAGAAGUGCUGAACUGCACGGGUCCCGGAAGUCGUCCUUCCACCCUAGCAGACUUCACCCUUGGCUCUAUAGAUUAUUAUGAUGUCAGUGUUGUGGAUGGCUUCAAUCUUCCCGUAGCGAUACAGCCAUCGGGGGGGAAAGGAAACUGCAGCUCGGCUGGGUGCGAUGGAGACUUGAGAGACAACUGCCCACCGGAGCUGGCGGUGAAGGACGACCGUGGGAAGGUGGUGGCGUGUCGGAGCGCUUGUGACGUGUUCCACACCGGGGAGUACUGUUGCACUGGGCAGUUCGAUAACCCAAUGACAUGCUUACCAACUAAUUAUUCAAGGAGUUUCAAGCAAGUUUGCCCUGGUGCUUAUAGUUUUGGAUAUGAUGAUCCUACAAGCAUUUUAACUUGUUCUUCAGCUGACUAUGUUGUUGCCUUUUGUGCAACAAGGAAUCAAAAGGUGUGCUCUUAUCAUGACAAGAAGCUAACAUGCAAUGUGGACAGCUCAAAGGCAUCAACAUUAGUAACAAUCUCCCAAAGAUGGCAAAACUUGAUGAUCUUCACAUUUCUCUUCAUCUUAAAAUUUGGAAUUUUGUUUUAGCAUGCUUGUUUAUAUAUUUACCAAAUUUAUUAAUUUUCAAUUUUCAAUUCUUUUUGUUUUGUUUUUCAAUUUUAGGUAAUGUUUUUGAAGGACUAAUUAAGAUUAGAAUGAGAUACUUAGCUUCAAGAUUAGAAUAUCGAUAGUAUAUUUCUUAUAUCUAUUUGUUUUCAUAAAUUUAUACAUUAAGUCUUCAAUUAUAUACGUCAG
Benincasa hispida (wax gourd) is the source of this 1214-nucleotide messenger RNA. RefSeq names its product pathogenesis-related thaumatin-like protein 3.5. The record is from RefSeq and is a predicted model, not a curated record. NCBI's taxonomy places the organism in Eukaryota, Viridiplantae, Streptophyta, Magnoliopsida, Cucurbitales, Cucurbitaceae.